Molecule: messenger RNA, 1832 nt
Organism: Panicum virgatum (switchgrass)
Lineage: Eukaryota; Viridiplantae; Streptophyta; Magnoliopsida; Poales; Poaceae
Product: aspartic proteinase NANA, chloroplast-like
Exons: 2
Coding region: 1-1599 (532 amino acids)
Biological process (GO): proteolysis
Molecular function (GO): aspartic-type endopeptidase activity
Source: RefSeq, a predicted model, not a curated record
AUGCCGGGCCGGUGCCGCUGGGUGGCCUCCGCCCUCCUCCUCGCCCUCCAUGGCCUCCUCUGCCUGCAGCUGGGCGCCCGCGCCGAGAUGCAGGGCGACGACGGGUCCAUCGAGGACGGCAGCUCCAUCCACUUCCCCGUGUCCCCGCCGGUGGUGCCCGACGGCGCGGAGGAGCGGCGCGAGCACUUCCGCGCCCUGGCGGCCAAGGACCAGUUCCGGCACGAGCGGCUGCUGGCGAUGUCCUCCUCCGCCGCGCGGAACGGCAGCCGGAGGCAGGCGCGGCAGACGUCCAAGGUGCCGGACGUGCUGUCCGACACGUCGGAGUUCGCGGAGCUGCCGAUGCGGAGCGCCCUCAACAUCGCGCACGUCGGCAUGUACCUGGUGUCGGUGCGCUUCGGCACGCCGGCGCUGCCCUUCAACCUGGUGCUGGACACCGCCAACGACCUGACGUGGAUCAGCUGCCGCCUGCGGCGCCGCAAGGGCAAGCACUACGGGCGGUCGUCGCCGGCCAAGACGAUGUCGGUGGGCGCGGACGGCGCGCCGGUGAAGAAGGCGACCACCAACUUUUUCCGGCCGUCCAAGUCGUCGUCGUGGCGCAGGAUCCGGUGCACGCAGCCCGUGUGCGGGGCGCUGCCCUACAUCACGUGCGAACCGACCGAGACGGCCUCGUGCAGCUACCACCAAAAGGUGCAAGACGGCACGGUGACCAUCGGCAUCUACGGGAUGGAGAAGGCGACGGUGGCGCUGUCGGACGGCAAGAUGGCCAAGCUGCCGGGCCUAGUCCUGGGCUGCUCCAUCAUGGAGGCCGGCAGCAACGUGGACGCCCACGACGGCGUGCUCUCGCUGGGCAACGGCGAGAUCUCCUUCGGCGUCAUUGCCGCCAGCCGCUUCGCCAGCCGCUUCUCCUUCUGCCUCCUCAGCGCCAACAGCGAUCGCAGCGCCUCCAGCUACCUCACCUUCGGCCCCAACCCCGCCGUGAUGGGGCCGGGCACCAUGGUCACCGACAUCAGCUACAACGACUUCAUCCGCGUGGCCUUCGGCUUCCACGUCACCGGCAUCACCGUCGGCGGCCAGCCCCUGGACAGCAUCCCGCCCGAGGUGUGGAACGACAAGGUCAAGUACGGCGGCGUCAUCCUGGACACGGGCACGUCGGUGACGGGGCUCGUGCCGGCGGCCUACGACGCCGUGACGGGCGCCCUCGACAGCUACCUGGGGCACCUGCCGCGGGCCGACAUCGCCGGCUUCGAGUUCUGCUACAACUGGACCUUCACCGGCGACGGCGUCGACCCGGCCCACAACGUGACGAUACCCAGCUUCGAGGUGCAGCUCAAGGGCGGCGCGGUGCUGCAGGCGGACGCCAAGAGCGUGGUCAUGCCGGAGGUGCACCCCGGGGUGGCGUGCCUGGGGUUCCGGAAGCUGCUGGAUGGCGGGCCCAACAUCAUCGGCAACGUGCUCAUGCAGGAGCACAUCUGGGAGUUCGACCACCGCACCGGGCUCAUGAGGUUCAGGAAGGACAAGUGCGCCAACCACCAUCUCAAAGACGGUUCCGAUUCCAAUUCCACCGCAAACGUCCAUCAAGCCCCGAGAUACGUCAACUGAUGAUCGAUCGAUCUCACGCAUCGCCCUGCUUCCCGGCCCCAAGCGUACGUGGAGUAGUACUGUUCGUUUUGAAACUACAUACACAAGAUUGAUUGAUUUUUGUAAUUAAUUAAUUUUUAAACGGCCAAACCAUUGUACUCCUGUAUUUAUUAUGUACUGAUGAUGACAAAAACCCGGCCUCAUCCUACCUGUGUGUCAAUGUGCUGAUGUAGCCAUAUGCAUAAUAUGCGCCA